This is a messenger RNA of Vigna angularis (adzuki bean), 727 nucleotides long. Its product is annotated as 22.7 kDa class IV heat shock protein. The transcript has 2 exons. Lineage: Eukaryota; Viridiplantae; Streptophyta; Magnoliopsida; Fabales; Fabaceae. Gene Ontology annotation, biological process: protein complex oligomerization; response to salt stress; response to heat. Bases 167 to 727 code for a protein of 186 amino acids. The record is from RefSeq and is a predicted model, not a curated record.
CCCUUUCCCACAUUCUCUCUCCCUGUAUAUAUAAAACCACCAUCACCUUAUAUCUUCAACCAGUUUCAAAACAAACUUUAGAUAUAGCCAAAACCAAACACACAAUCUGUUUCUCUCAAUUCUCCAAUUCAUCUGUGAGCACCCAUUUACACAUUUCAAAGCACAAAUGAGAAACUCAGUGCUAGUGCCACUGAUCUUGCUUGUUCUUGCUGGUUUUCCAUCGAAGGCAAAAGGGUAUCUGCAACCAUUAACAGAUCGUCCUGGUGCACUCUGGGCUGACAUAUGGUCUGAUCGUUUCCUUGAUCCGUAUCGUGUGUUGGAACAAAUCCCAUUUGGGGUUGGCAAAGAUCAGGCAUCCAUGGCUGUGUCACCUGCGCGAGUAGAUUGGAAGGAGACACCAGAGGGGCAUGUAAUAAUGAUCGACGUGCCAGGGUUGAAGAAAGAUGAGAUAAAGAUAGAAAUUGAGGGUAAUAGAGUCCUGAGAGUGAGUGGAGAAAGGAAGAAGGAGGAGGAGAAGGAAGGCGAUCACUGGCAUAGAGUGGAAAGAUCUUAUGGAAAAUUUUGGAGGCAGUUCAAAGUACCAGAGAAUGUGGAUUUUGAUUCUCUCAGGGCUAAGUUAGAGAAUGGAGUGCUUACUCUCACCAUGGCCAAGUUGUCACCUGAUAAGAUCAAAGUUUCAAGGCUGGUUAGCAUUGCAGAGGAUGAUCAAGGGAAACAGGAUCUUUGA